Penicillium oxalicum is the source of this 2352-nucleotide messenger RNA. It is a transcript of the gene rim8, whose product is annotated as pH response protein PalF. The transcript has 2 exons. Gene Ontology annotation, cellular component: plasma membrane; cytosol; cytoplasm. NCBI's taxonomy places the organism in Eukaryota, Fungi, Ascomycota, Eurotiomycetes, Eurotiales, Aspergillaceae. Gene Ontology annotation, biological process: ubiquitin-dependent endocytosis. The coding region runs from base 1 to 2352 and encodes 783 amino acids. The record is from RefSeq and is a predicted model, not a curated record. Gene Ontology annotation, molecular function: ubiquitin protein ligase binding; protein-macromolecule adaptor activity.
AUGUCAUCCUUGCCUCUCACCCAAUCUCCGAAGUUGCCGGCCAGUCGAAACCGCAACUCUUUCCUUUCGAAAUUCCGCUCUCCCCUCGGCGGUCGCAACCGCAGCAUCACCGAUUUCUACAUCGACCCGGACGACCCAUGGCGCUCAUACUUCCCGGGCGAUGUGAUCAAGGGCACAGUGGUGGUGACGGUGGUGCGACCGGUUCGCAUCACACACAUUGUGAUAUGCCUACAUGGGUAUGUCAAGGUAUUUAAGAAUGCGAUCCCCGCGGGUGAAGCGCCCCCUGAUCUAGGGUUUCUCGGCCCUGGACGCGGGCGACGCGGACCCGAGUAUAUGGGUAACGGUCUGUCUACCUUGUUCGAAGAUGAGAUCGUUCUCUGUGGCGACGGACGUCUCAAGGAGGGUAUCUACAAAUUUCGCUUCGAGAUGGGACUCCCUCCCUAUGCUCUACCCAGCAGUCUCAAUGUAUGUCCCGGAUUUCUCCUCUGCACCACCACCCUCUCCAAUUGUUGCGCAACUGGAAUCUUACUGACUGCCAUUCGUUCGUACCCGAAGUUCGAACGGGGGACCAUCGGAUAUGCGUUGACUUCAACUCUCACUCGACCCACGACCAUGAAUCCUAUCAUGACCUGCAGGAGACGGGUCAACUUUCUCGAAAAUAUCGACAUUGCUCCUUUUCCCGCGCCCAAAGCGCGCAUCGUCACACUAGAGCCUAUCUCGAAGCGAACCAAAUCCAAGUCACAAGCCAAAUCAAUCAAUUCAGACGCGACCGCCGCCCCCGAUUCCUGCUCAAUAGACGUUCCCAUCAACGGCGCGGCUGGUUCGGUUGAUUUACGACCACCCCUCAGUCCCUCUCCCAGCAAUGUCAGCUCGUCCAGUCGCCCGAGCGAGAGCAGUCAGAGUUUCCAGAUCGUGAUUGACCCAGGCUCCGCUGCGAGCACGGGGGGCCGCAACAGCGAGGGUCGCAGUGCGACUCCUUCAAUGUCGGACAAGACCAUCAUUGCCAAGGCCGAAGUCUUGCGCGCGGGCGUGCUUCCAGGCGAUACAUUGCCCAUCAAGGUGACCAUCAACCAUUGGAAACAAAUAUGCACCCUGCAAUUCCGAUCGGAUCUACGGCGAACGGGAAAAAAACCGGUUUUUGAAGACUGUUAUCCCCGCUCACGGACGGGACUCGGAGGGCUGACCCUCGGCACCAGUCGGACGAGCAGCACGUUUCGCAAAGAUAUGUCGCAGACAUUCGCGCCGUUGAUCGUAGAUCCCACUAAUAUGACUGCCAAUGUGAAAACUUCCAUCCGUGUUCCGGAAGACGCAUUCCCGACGAUCACACGUGUGCCUGGUGCCAUGAUCAACUUUCGAUACUAUGUUGAAGUCGUGAUUGAUCUGCGGGGCAAGAUCACAUCUCCCGAUCGAUUCCUCCCUCGAUUCAACAUGGUCUCCGGGGGCAGCACAUUUUCCCCGAGUGGCCAAGUCCUGAACCCCGGGGAUGCGAAUGGGAAUCGUGUCACGACAAACUGGAGUGGCAAUAUCUUGGACACGGACCAAAUUCGUCGGGAAAAAGGGGUAGUAUCCAUGGCCUUUGAAGUCGUCGUGGGUACGCGAGACAGUCAGCGCCGUCCAAACGCUGAACGAAAAUCAUCCGUGGCGGCGGAAUCGACGUGGUCUCAUCAGACUCCCCAUCGUUCAUCGAUCGUGGGCAACUCUGGCGAGAGAGAAGACUGGCCAGAAGCCAGCCCAAUGCCGACCGCCCCUACCGACUACGGCGCUCCUGAGCACUACGACUACGAUUUCGCCUACGACGGCCCAUGGUCUGAGUAUCCCGAAGAGUCGUCGCAAGCCUUCCAGCCCGAAGGCUGUAUGACACCACUUCCGGAAACGUUGGAGCCCGCGGAUGAGAAAGCGCGAUUACGCCGCCACGAGGACGCUCUGCUCCCGAGUCAGCCUCCCGAGGAAGAAGAGGCCGGACCGUCCCAUGUGAACGGGGCUGAGCCAACGGCACCUGUACUCCCGGACGAUGACCAUUAUCCGCAAGCCUACGAGCAUCUUCCGCCACCGAUGAGUAACGGGGGUCCGCAUCCACUUCGGUCCGCUGAGUCCUUACAGACUGUUGUGCUCCCGAAUGGUGAUGGAGUGGGACCAAGCGAACCCACUGUGAUGGCUGAUGACAAACUUGAGCUCGAGAGACAGCGGCUUCUGCAGCACACCAGUGCCCCAAGCGCACCUCCGGCGGCCAGCAGUAGUUCUGAAGCUGGCGAGGCGUCCACUGCCCCAACGGCACCCGACUUUGAUGAAGAUGACCAAUUGGUAGGCGGGACCGCCCACGCAGACGAGUCUCUUCCUCGAUAUCAGCGAUAA